UGCGGUGGUUUCGCGGGUCGGAGUCUGCCGGCGCCGCGGCGACGGCGUGUUGGCGAGUCAAUUCUCUUCCGGAUAAGCGUCGCGCCGACGGCCCUAAGCGUCGUGGCGACGACGGCGCGCUGGCUCACGGACGCGGGCGGCGCGCAUCUGCUCGAGGAGGUCCGUGACGAAGGCCGUCAGGUCCUGGGGGUUCGACGGCGGCUCAGUCUCCAUGAUGAUAGCUGUAACGCGUUACGCCGUCACCGCCGCGCGCCGAUUAGUGUGCGCUGUGAUCGGCAGCUUAAUUUGUGCUGUGUCCAACACCCGCGACCGCAAGCU
Molecule: messenger RNA, 318 nt
Organism: Pelagomonas calceolata
Lineage: Eukaryota; Pelagophyceae; Pelagomonadales; Pelagomonadaceae
Source: the annotation of a GenBank genome assembly